CACGGAGGCAGAGGUGUCCGACUCCGGUACUACUUUUAAAGAGCAGAAUCUCCUUCUUUAACUCAAACACAACGUGCUAUGGACGUUUAAGGAGCCGCGAGUCGUGCCGAGAGUAUUGUUGUGCUAAUUUGAAUUGACACAGCUGAGUGAUCCUGAAGUUUUCUUCCUGGGAGAGAUGGAGACCAGCUCACCCACACUGCCUCCUCAGUCACCAUGCCUUAACACUUUCCAAGUGUCCCUGCCUUUCUCCUCCUCACCACGGCAAACAAACGGCCGUGUUUCCCUUCCCCUCUCACCCAUAUCAUUUCCCCCAUCCCCUUCCUCACUCUCUCCAGCAACAGCCGAGUCAAGUCACUCCUCCUCCCCUCUCUCACACGACACGGCGUCUCAGUGUCUUGAAGGACAAACAUUACAGAGUGUCAGCCUGUCCAACUUUUCUGACCAAGAUGACCUAACCUGCCUCAACUGGCUGCAUCAGAGGGGCAACCUGCUGCCGCUGCAGCCUCUCACCAAAAUGUCAACACUGCCUCAGCUGGAGGCCUCACAACCCACCCAACAUCUUCCUCCAGCCUCGUCCAAGCCCCCGUACUCCUUCAGUAGUUUGAUUUUCAUGGCAAUAGAAGAUUCACCUCAGAAGAGGCUGCCAGUGAAAGACAUCUAUGAAUGGAUCAUCAACAAUUUCCCGUUCUACAGGACGGCUACGGGAGGCUGGAGGAACUCUGUCAGACACAAUUUAUCCCUGAGCAAGAGCUUCCGGCGCAUUCAGAGGGACAAGAGCCAGUCAGUGGGGAAGGGAUCUCUGUGGUGUGUGUGUCCAGAGUAUCGCCCAGCGCUGCUUGAAGUGCUGAGAAAGACCCACAGUUACCACUGCACUAACAGCAAUCUGAUCAGCAAGCCUGCACUGUUGGAUGGAGCUGACUUUGGGAUGCCUGCAGUGUGUGACUCUCUUGAGAUCUCAGAUCCUCUGUGUCACUCCCUCCUCCUCUCUUCACCCUCACCCCAAACCUUGACUAUUGAUAACCCGCCAUUCCCUGAAAACCCAACAUGCCCUUUGACACCGGAUCAUGAGGAGCUGGUCACCAUGGAGUCGAUGGACUACCAGCAGGAGGAGGUGUGCGAGGAGAUGGAGAAGGACCCCCUGUCAGACAGCGGGUACAUCGAGUUACACUAUUACCAGUCUGAGGAGUACCAGUACCUGGUGCUGCCAGGUGAUACUGAGCUGGAUCUGGAGACUGUAGAGAUCCUGCAGCUGGAUGCUGAGGCGCAGGAGGCUGCCGGGUCACUGCUGGACCUGGCAGGAGGUGGAUAUUGAAGGUAUAUCUCAUUAACAAUCACAACUCCAGUUCAUUAUGAGAAAACACUCCAACAGUCCAACAAUAUUAAUGGAUGCAGUGAUGAUUGUUAUUCAGAUUGGCUGCUUUUCCUUUAAACACUGAUACUGCCCUAAAGCCUGUGUUGUUUUUGUAAUUAGGUAAUGAAAUUGAUUAUUUUUAAAUGUACUAACAAAACUGUGGAUCACGUUUAUUCACAUGUAUUCAUGCACUUUUAAUGCAGGCAAUGACUAACAAACAGUCUAGACUGACAGCUACUUAAGAGUGUAACUUUAAACUCAAAGAUGUUGAUAAAAUUAUGCUCUGAGAAUCUAAAGUAUUAACAGCAUGGACUUGAUUAGGUCUUAAAGAUUUCACUGUGAUUUUUUUUCAAACUUAAA
Messenger RNA from Cheilinus undulatus (humphead wrasse), 1711 nucleotides. Its product is annotated as forkhead box protein N2. Bases 176 to 1312 code for a protein of 378 amino acids. Gene Ontology annotation, cellular component: nucleus. Gene Ontology annotation, molecular function: DNA-binding transcription factor activity; cis-regulatory region sequence-specific DNA binding. The record is from RefSeq and is a predicted model, not a curated record. Lineage: Eukaryota; Metazoa; Chordata; Actinopteri; Labriformes; Labridae. Gene Ontology annotation, biological process: regulation of DNA-templated transcription. The transcript is spliced from 5 exons.